CUAGAAUUCACGGAGCUGGGAAGUAGUAGCACACAUCUUGUGGGCACUGAACGGAGAGCAGAGGAGGUUAUUUGCCUAUAAGGACAUCUGACUAACAAUGGAACCAUCAAAAGAAUAUCUCUUCGAAUACAAAGGGUAUUAUUUUAGUGUACAUACUUCACCAGAGUACGUAGCUUCGCUGGAGGACUUUGAAAUCAGAGAUAGUGACAUAUUUCUAGCUACUUACCCAAAAUCAGGAACUGUGUGGACUCAGAACAUUUUGAGCUUAAUAAUUCAUGAAGGCCACCGUAAUGGAACAGAAAAUAUGAACACUGUGGAAAGAAUCCCAUUCCUGGAAUAUAACCCAGAAAAAAAGGAUUACACAAUUCUUCCUUUGCCUCGUGUUUUGGCUACCCAUCUGCCUUACUACUUAGUUCCAAGAGACCUAAGAAACAAAAGAGCACGUGUUAUUUAUGUUUCCAGGAACCCUAAGGACGUCAUGGUUUCCUACUACCACUUCUCCAAAUACAUGAAUACAUUAGAGGAAGUACCAGAUUUUAACCUCUUCAUGGAGAGAUUUCUAGCUGGCAAAGUACUUGGUAGUUCGUGGCUGGAUCACGUUUCAGGCUGGUACAGUCAUGCAGAGGAUUUCAAUAUACUCUUCCUUACCUAUGAAGAAAUGAAAAAGGAUCUGAGAAGUGCUGUGCUGAAGAUCUGCAACUUCAUAGGCAAGAAGCUGAGUGAAGAGGAAGUGGACAGUGUUGUGAGACAGGCCACAUUUGAGAACAUGAAGAAAGACCCCAGGGCCAACUAUGAGAACCUGCCAGAUGAUAUCAUAUCGAAAGACAAGGGUAGUUUUCUACGAAAAGGCACUGUUGGAGACUGGAAAAACAUCAUGACAGUGGCACAGAACGAAAGGUUUGACCAAGUUCUGAAAGAGAAAAUGAAGAGCCUCCCCAUCAAAUACAUCUGGGAUAUUAACGAUGAAAUGUAGGCUGGUUUUGACCUUCAGUGUCCCUUGGUCUUUAUACUGGGGGGACAUAUUUGCAUUUCUGGAAGAAGAAAAGACUGCUCUGUUAUAGAAAUCAUAACAAUGACAACUCAGUCACAAAAUGUGAUUUGUCUGAGGAAGCUACUCAGUUCCACUGGUGUCCUGAUUGUAAUUUUACAAGGCAGUUUAAUGAGCUUCCUUGGUGAACUGGCCUCCUUUCUUCACGUUUGCUUUUACGUUCAUCAGAGUUUAAUAUUACCAGAGUUGUAGACAACCGAGUGAAGAUAGAUCAGUGUUGUUACAGAGCUUCUGAAAAAUCUUUCACUUGUGCCUUUCAUGAGGCUUCUUUUGGUAGAAUCUUCAAUGUCCAAACUGGAAGUAAGAUUGACCAUCUGUAUGGUUAUACUUUGAUAUUCUUGAUUUCCCGUUUCCUUUGUAAACACCGAUACUCAAACAUUUGCCAUUAA
Messenger RNA from Calidris pugnax (ruff), 1437 nucleotides. Its product is annotated as amine sulfotransferase-like. NCBI's taxonomy places the organism in Eukaryota, Metazoa, Chordata, Aves, Charadriiformes, Scolopacidae. Gene Ontology annotation, molecular function: sulfotransferase activity. Gene Ontology annotation, biological process: sulfation. Gene Ontology annotation, cellular component: cytoplasm. The transcript has 8 exons. The record is from RefSeq and is a predicted model, not a curated record. Bases 98 to 973 code for a protein of 291 amino acids.